Zea mays is the source of this 2098-nucleotide messenger RNA. Its product is annotated as RNA 2'-phosphotransferase Tpt1 / KptA family. The record is from RefSeq and is a predicted model, not a curated record. Gene Ontology annotation, molecular function: tRNA 2'-phosphotransferase activity. Bases 384 to 1130 code for a protein of 248 amino acids. Gene Ontology annotation, biological process: tRNA splicing, via endonucleolytic cleavage and ligation. The transcript is spliced from 9 exons. Lineage: Eukaryota; Viridiplantae; Streptophyta; Magnoliopsida; Poales; Poaceae.
UUUCCUCUCCCCACCGCACGCAUCCAGUGGCUGCUGCCGCCUCGCCCCCGCUCCUCCUCCUCUCCCGCCACCCACGCCGCGCAGGCCUCACCUACUGGUCGUCGUUGCCUAGGGGCCAGAACGCAGGGCCCACAGCCCCGCCGCCCGCCACCGCCUCCAAGCCUGCUGCGCCGCUCACUGUCAACCUGCCUCGCCAAGUCGCCCGGAUCUCGACGCCCCACCUGCGGCCGGCGGCGGCCCCGCCAAGGUGCCCUGACAGACGCGGAGACGCCACCAGAACCACGGAGUUCGUGCGCUGGCUGGUUGUCUGCGGAAGACUCUCCCUCUGGCAUCUCCGCCACUGCCGCCACCUCCCUGCUCCAACCCCGCACCUCCGCUUCGCCAUGAACCCUUCGUCGUCAUCCACCUCCUCCUCUGGCGGGUACCACUCUAGGGCCGCUGCCUUUGCUUCCCCGCAGCCGCGCGGCGGUGGCGGUGGCGGCGGCCGAGAUGGGAGCGACCGCAUCGACGCCCUCGGUCGCCUCCUGACGAGGGUGUUGCGCCACAUGGCGGCGGAGCUGCGCAUAGAUAUGAGGACCGAUGGAUACGUGCGCGUCCGCGACCUGUUGAAGCUCAACCUUCAGACCUUCGCCAAGGCCCCUCUCAAGUCUCACACUGUUGACGAGAUCAGGGAGGCAGUCAGGCAGGACAACAAGCAGCGGUUUAGUCUGUUGGAGGAAGAUGGCGAGCUGUUGAUCCGGGCGAACCAGGGGCACACAGUAACAACUGUCACAUCAGAGAGCCUGCUGAAGCCCAUUUUGUCCCCCGACGAAGUGUCAGUUUGUGUGCAUGGAACUUACAGAAAAAACCUUGACUCGAUUUUGCAAUUUGGGCUAAAGCGUAUGGCAAGGUUACACAUACAUUUCUCAAGCGGCUUACCAUCAGAUGGAGAAGUAACCAGUGGUGUACGGCAGAAUGUAAACAUCUUGAUACAUCUGGACGUUAGUAAAGCACUUAAAGGUGGGAUGAAGCUUUAUAUUUCAGACAACAAAGUGAUCUUGACAGAAGGUUUUGAUGGCGUCGUCCCGGUGAAAUACUUUGAAAGAGUCGAAACAUGGCCAGGACGAGCUCCAAUACCGUUCCAGAGAUAACAGGCCAUGUUACCAUUUUUCGGUAAUUCACAUACAUGAUUUUUUUUUUGGGGGGGGGGGAGGGGGGGCUUAAUAUGCAUUGUGGGUGUGGAAUAUAUCAGCAUUUGGUAAAAUUUGAUUGUGCUGGGACCUCUCAGUGAUUCGAUUGAUGAUUUUCCGGACUCCGUGAAAAGCUGUGGUUCUUUGUGUGUCUUUUCGGUUUUUGUGUAACGAAACCAAAAGACGAGUUAGUUUCUCUGUGCCUGAGGAUGUCAAGAGGGUUUGCCAACCAUCUAUCCUAAUUAAUGGAGUACGAGAAGUUUGCGGAGUAUGAGCAGAAGUACUCAGAGGAUGCAGCAACCAAACAUUGAAAAGUAUCAUGGGGAGUUGCCUGCCUGCUGGGCUGAUGCCCUUCCUCAGCUCAGUUUGGCAACUUCCAGAAGCAUACGCCUGAGGUGCGCAACGUCUGCUUCGGAGCGAGGGAGCAUGGCAUGGGCGGCAUUUGCAACGGUGGGCACAGCCCAGGGCUCCGUUUCAUGGCCAACGACUGCUAUGCAAGCAGUCCUUCUUUACAAGCGUGCAAGCAAACCAUCCGGUCCAUUAGAUUACGAUCCAACCACAGAUAUAACUAUAAUUUGUUAUGGUUUUUUAUAAAGAUUAUUGAGUUGGUGGUGAAAAGGUUUAAGUAUUAAAUGUGACCUACGGUUGAAUCACGAUCUAAUGGACCAGAUGGUUUGCUUAUGGUUUGCUUGCACGCUUGCAAAGAAGGACUGCUUGCAUAGCAGUCGUUGCCCCGUUCUAUGUUGUUGGUACCUAUCUUGCUUCUCUGAUCGAUCAAUAAAAGGAGACAUUAUUUGAGGGACCCUUUUUGGGUGCCUUGUAUGCUGUAGCUGUUCAAGUGGCUGAAUAAGGCUGCAAGUCUUGUGUAAGGUGAGACUCUGAUGCAUAAGCUUUGCAACUUGCAAGUGAUGUUGGAUUUUGGAAUGUUA